CCAUCAAAGAUUGAUGGUUCACACUGAUACAAAAUGCUAGUGUGGUCGAAAAAAUUACCCUAAUAUUUUGUGCCAGUGUGAACCACAAAAAUGUUGGUGCACUUAUGUGGUGUACAUUUUGGGAUACAACUAACCCUUGAUAAGCAAUUGGCAAGCAUGGUGGAGAAGGCAUCAAUAGAGGACGUGAUGAAGGUUUUGAUAGCUUCAAGAAAGCAAGACUUGCAGCAGCUGUGGACCACUUGCUCUCAACUGGUGGCGAAAUCCGGCCUCCCCCCGGAAGUGUUGGCCAAACACCUCCCCAUUGAGGUGGUGGCCAAGAUCGAGGACCUCCGCCUCAAGUUCUCCAUCACGCGCCGCCCUCUCUUUUCUCAACACCACCACCACCACCCCGACUUGGCCGACGUGGAGGACCAGAAGAUACGCCGCAUGCGGCGUGCCCUCGACUCCUCCGACGUCGAGCUCGUCAAGCUCAUGGUGAUGGGCGAAGGGCUGAACCUCGACGAGGCGUUGGCCUUGCACUACGCGGUCGAGAACUGUAGCCGCGAAGUCGUCAAGGCCCUGCUCGAGCUCGGCGCGGCAGAUGUCAACUACCCCGCCGGGCCCGCGGGGAAGACGCCGCUUCACGUCGCCUCCGAGAUGGUGUCCCCCGACAUGGUCUCGGUCCUCCUCGACCACCACGCCGACCCCAACGUCCGGACCAUUGACGGGGUCACGCCUCUCGACGUCCUCCGGACCCUAACCUCCGAUUUUUUAUUCAAAGGUGCCGUCCCGGGGCUGGCCCCCAUCGAGCCGAAUAAGCUCCGGCUUUGCCUUGAGCUCGUCCAGUCGGCCGCCAUGGUCAUUUCAAGAGAAGAAGGCAACGCGGCGGCCGCCAACCCAUCCUCCGCCGCGGCCGCCGCCAUAUAUAUGCCGAUCAGCGAAGAGCACGCGCCGAACAUGGGAAGCAGCAGCGGUGGCAACCGGGAUUCGAGAUCAAUGGGGUACCUCCACCUCGGGGCCGCCGCGGCUGCGGUGGCGCAGCAGCAAAUCCACGACGGAGACCAAAGCGGCGGCCGCCACAACCGACAGAGCGGUGGCUGUGAUCCAUCCUCAGUCUACCACCAUUCUCACCAGGAGUAUUGAGUGUGUUAUUCGGAUCUCAGCUUCCUUCUGCUCACCUUCAACCUGAAUUCAUCGAAUUAAUUGAUUUAAAAGCCCAUAUAUAUAUUAUUAUGCUCAGAUUCAUGAGGUUUAAUUUAUUUAUUUAUUUGGGAAACAUUUAUUACUUUGCCAAAGAUUCAUAUUUUGAUAAUGAUCAAAUGGACCUCAUGAAUGAAAGUAGUGAUGUUAU
Molecule: messenger RNA, 1330 nt
Organism: Cuscuta campestris
Lineage: Eukaryota; Viridiplantae; Streptophyta; Magnoliopsida; Solanales; Convolvulaceae
Source: the annotation of a GenBank genome assembly